Ornithodoros turicata is the source of this 1494-nucleotide messenger RNA. RefSeq lists its product as uncharacterized. Lineage: Eukaryota; Metazoa; Arthropoda; Arachnida; Ixodida; Argasidae. The transcript has 5 exons. Bases 1 to 1494 code for a protein of 497 amino acids. The record is from RefSeq and is a predicted model, not a curated record.
AUGGGAAAAGGGAUUUCCAAGACGUUUCGUGUUUGCAGCAAGCAUUUCAAAGACGAUGACUUCGACUACCCCGUCGGCAGCAAAAUGUUCGGGUGGAAGUCACGUCGGCUGGUACGAGGUGCCGUCCCCAGUAAGAACCUUCCUGUUCGUCCCAUCGACGCCAAACGGCCGCAGUCGCAGCCUCGAGUGACACGACAAAGGAUGGAGACGACGCAGCCACUUCGGGAGAUAUUCUUGCCGGACUUCCGACACAACAUGGACGCGACUGUAGUGUGUUCUACCACCCAAGGCACUGACCAAAGCUCCACUUCUGCCGUGGAUGCAGCAGGGAAGAGCAGGGCUCCAUGCACAAAUGUAGCAGUGACGACCGAGAGCAGCUGCACUGAUAAUGCAGGCAUAUCCUCAGGUAUGAGCGUAGCAGACCCCGAAGCAACAUAUUCUGAUGAGACCAAUUACGUGCCCCAGCACGUCGAAGCUGCAGCACGUUUCGAGUCCAUUGAGCAGGUUCCAUCACAGCAAAAUUUACAGGAGGAACUUCAGAGCCUUAAGCAAGAUGUAGCAGUACAGGCUAACACUAUUGGUGAAUUGAAGAAGCAACUGAUAAGCAUAUCUACAGUGAAGGAUGAACAAGCCCUGUUAGCCAUCACUGGAAUAGCACACUUCCAAGUAUUUUACAACAUCUGCGACCUCGUCACAACUGUUCGAAUCAAGCAGUCUAGCAGGGACUUUUCCCUCAGCAACGAAGAUGCUGUGUUGCUUACGUUCUUUAAGCUGUACCAUAACGUCUCAUUUGCACUGCUUGGUGUGUUAUUUGGCAUCCACAGAACGACGGCAUCCAACAUUUUUAAGGAAAUAGUUCCAGUCCUGAGAACAGUGUUGCAACAUGCAGUAUUCUGGCCUAGGAAGGAAGCAGUUCUGCAGUGCUUGACAAAAUAUUUUGAUAAGUACCGUCAGACGCGUUUGGUUCUGGACUGUACCGAAAUAGAGAUUGAACAACCAAAAGAUCUAAAAUCUCGCAUCCUGACGUACAGUCAUUACAAGAAAAAACACACUGCAAAAAUCCUAGUGAGUGAGACACCGGGUGGCCUAAUUAGCUACGUCAGCCAGGCCUAUGGAGGUAAAGCCUCAGACACGUACAUAACGCGUGAGAGCAAGAUCCUCGAGAAGUGCCUCCCGCAUAUCGACAAGGUGAUGGUGGAUAAAGGAUUCUUAAUUGAUGACCUGUGUGAACAGCAUGGCAUAGAGCUCGUGAGGCCGCCCUUUUUGAGGAAGCAGCAGCAGCUAAGCAGACGCGACGCUGAAAAUAAUGCUUCAAUUGCAAGUGCGCGCGUUCAUGUUGAGAGAGCGAUCCAGCGUAUAAAGCGGUACAAAAUUCUCCAGCAGAGGUACCCCUUAGAACUACUACCUUGGUUAGAUGACAUAGUUACCAUAAUUGCUGGUCUUGUAAAUAUUUCUAAGCCGCUUUUUGCAAGUGACAAGUUGUUGUUUCAGUGA